AUGGCCUCUUCCGCACCCAUGAAGGUGGUGGACAUCCACACUCACAUGUACCCCCCGUCGUACAUCAAGAUCCUCGAAUCUCGAACCACCAUUCCCGUUGUGCGCCGCUUCCCGCAGACACCUGAUCCGCGCCUCAUCCUUCUCACCUCGGAACAGCAAGCUCUUGAUGAAGCUACCAAGGACCCUGCGGCAAAGCCUCCGGGCCGGCCGCUGACCUCUCACUAUGCCUCGCUUGAGCAAAAAGUGCACUUCAUGGACAUGCACAAAAUUGAUAUCUCGGUCGUCUCCCUGGCUAACCCAUGGCUCGACUUUAUCGACGCCUCUGAGUCGGGCGUCAUGGCCCGCGAUGUGAACGAGGAGUUCGACCGCAUGUGUGCCGCCCACCCGGGCCGCCUUUUCUUCUUCGCCGCUUUGCCUUUGACCGCAUCGCUCGAGACCAUCAUUGAGGCCAUUGACCAUGUCAAGGCUCUCAAGUACUGCCGCGGUAUCAUCCUUGGUACGUCGGGGCUUGGCAAGGGUCUCGACGACCCGGAUCUGCUGCCCAUCUUCCAGGCCAUUGCAGCAGCCCGCCUGACCAUCUUCCUGCACCCGCACUACGGCCUACCGAACGACGUCUGGGGCCCGAGAGCGAGUAACGAGUAUGGCCAUGUGUUACCCCUGGCGCUAGGUUUCCCUAUGGAGACCACUAUUGCCGUGGCGCGUAUGUAUCUGGCUGGCGUUUUCGACGCGGUACGCGACUUGCGAAUGCUACUGGCUCACAGUGGCGGAACAUUGCCCUUCUUGGCCGGUCGAAUUGAGAGCUGCAUCCUGCACGACGGGCAGUUGGUGCGCGAGGGCAAAGUCGGUAAGGGACGGAGGAAGAUCUGGGAUGUGCUCAAGGAGCAGAUCUACCUCGACGCUGUCAUCUACUCGGAGGUCGGACUCAAGGCGGCAAUUGAUGCGAGCGGUGCCGACAGACUCAUGUUUGGUACAGACCACCCCUUCUUCCCUCCAUUGACUACCGAUGAGCAGGGUGAGUGGGAAAGUGUGAGCAUGAACGCGGACGCCGUAGCGGUUGCGCGCUCAAGUCCAUUCCACGUGAAAAAGAGCCCAGGUUGUAAUAAAAUACAUUGUAUCAUUAUGACAGCUGAAGUCCGCCGUUCAAACGGCACGCGUCUCGAUGCGUCCCUUGGCAUCACUGAGCGCAUCGCCCCAAGCAUGACUGCUUGGACAGGCGACAUGCGCAAGAGAUACACCGACUUCCAAGUCUACGAGAUCAACAAGGACGGCUCCGUUCUUCAUCUCCAGGAAACCAGGAUCCCUCCUCCGCCAAAGGAACCUACUCCCCCGCCACCGGCUCCCGAAGAGAAGAAGGAGGAAGAGGUGAAGACGGAAGAAGCGGAAAAGGAAGACACGACUAAGAGCGGCGAUGCCGAGACGCCCGCUAUCCCCGAAAUCCCGGCUGAAGAUGUCGCAGCUCUCGCCUCCCUCACAAACGAAGACUUCGCCAACCAGCUCGUGGCGAUGUACCAGGCGAUAUCGGCUGAUAAGAACGCCAAACCCGAGCCGGCGACAUCUCCCGUCAUGGAAGACAAGGACCAGCGUGGCCAGCUUCACCAGGAGGUUCGCCGCAUCUUCCGCUCCGUGAUUGAUACCUCGACAGACCCUACCGGCGCCAUCAUCGCCAAGGUCCUCCCUCCUCGCGGCAAGGGCAGGGGCGUCCGCGGCGGUAACAACAAUAACAACAACCAAAAGAAGCCCAAGGUCAAGGCCCCUGGCGAGGGAGAGUACCUCCACUUCACCCUCUACAAGGAGAACCGAGACACCAUGGACGCGACUCACCAGAUCGCAAAGGCUCUCCGCAUCAAGCCCCAGGCUAUCGGCACCGCGGGCACCAAAGACCGCCGCGCCGCCACCACGCAGCGUUGCUCUAUCCGUCACCAGCGCGCCGACGCCCUUGUUCGCGCCAACUCCCGCCUUCACGGCAUCACAACGGGUGACUAUGUCUACGCCAAGACGCCAAUUCACCUCGGUGCGCAUGCCGGUAACGAGUUCGUCAUCGCCCUCAAGGACUGCGUCGUCGCGGGGUCUCCCGACCUGCCUCACGACGAACGCCAGGCCAAGAUCCAGGCGUCCGUUGAGGCCGCCAUCGCCAGCAUGCACUCGCGCGGCUGGAUAAACUACUUUGGUCACCAGCGCUUCGGCACCCAUGCUGUCGGCACGCACGAGGUCGGUCGUCUAAUCCUCCAAGAAGACUUUGAGGGUGCCAUCAACGCCCUCCUCGCCUACGACGAGGACAUCGCCAAGCGCGCUGCCGGCGGCGAGGUCCCUGCCGAGGGUCACGCGCGCGACGACUUCAACCGCCACCGCGCGUGCAUGAUCUUCCGCGAGGGCGGCUCCAUGGACGAUGCCCUCAAGUACCUCCCCCGCCGGUUCAACGCGGAACAGAGCGUCAUCCGCCACCUGGGCAGACCCAACAAUACAUCCCGCAGAGACUUCAUCGGCGCCCUGACGAGCAUCACCCGCGGCCUGCGCAGCAUGUACCUGCACGCCUACCAAUCCUACGUCUGGAACCAUGCCGCAAGCCACCGUUGGCGUCUGUACGGCGACAAGGUGGUCGAAGGCGACCUCGUCUUCGCCGAUUCCAAGACCCAGACCGAAACAAACGACGACGACGAUGAAAGCAACUCCGACGCUCGCGCGCUCACCGCCGAGGAGGCGGCGUCGGGUAAAUACACGAUCCACGACAUCAUCCUCCCCUCGCCAGGCCACGCCGUGAUCUACCCCACCAAUGCCCUGGGCGAGUUCUACAAGACCUUCAUGAAGGAGCAGGGCGACCUCGACCCUACCAAGAUGAUCCGCCGCCACCGCGAAUUCAGUCUGACGGGCGCCUACCGCAAGCUCACGGCGCGGUUCCUGGCGGAGCCCAAGUUCGAGGUUCGCGCGUACGAGGACGACAACGAGCAGAUGCACCCGACGGACAUGGAUCUUCUCCGUGCCAAGCGCGGAGACCAGGCGUCUAAGAAGCGCGGCCGCGAGGAGGAUCAACAGCAGCAGCAGCAGCAGCAGCAGCAAGGCGAGGGAGCGAACAAGAAGGCCAAGACGGAAGCGGGGCCAGGUGCAGAGGUCCCGGCCGAGGAGGAGACCAAGCCUGAUGAGAAGAUGGAGGAUGCCGUAGCUCAGCCCGAGGAAAAGGCGGAGACGGACGAGAAGACGGCGGACGCCCCCGCGACGGAUGCGGCGACCGAGCCGGAACCGGCCGUCAAGAAGACGGCUGUGGUGGUGACAUUCCAGCUCCCCAAGAGCGCCUACGCCACUGUCGCCCUUCGUGAGUUGAUGGGUGUCGACGAGUCCGAGGUGAUGACUGCCCCGGCGCCUGCGGCUACGAAGGCAUAA
Colletotrichum truncatum is the source of this 3375-nucleotide messenger RNA. Its product is annotated as pseudouridine synthase. Gene Ontology annotation, cellular component: nucleus. Gene Ontology annotation, molecular function: hydrolase activity; pseudouridine synthase activity; RNA binding. The record is from RefSeq and is a predicted model, not a curated record. NCBI's taxonomy places the organism in Eukaryota, Fungi, Ascomycota, Sordariomycetes, Glomerellales, Glomerellaceae. Gene Ontology annotation, biological process: pseudouridine synthesis.